CAACCACCUGCCCGCGGAGACAUGGCAAUGUAUCCAGCCACCUCCAGGGCACAAGGGAUGGAGACAGACAAGCAAGAAGGAUAAGACCCCAGACCACAACAAUGUAAAAGACUCAAGAAAUGUGAGUCGCUAAGCAUCAAGAUGACUCUCCUAGGAGAAAACUCAGACUAUGACUACAGCGCUCUAAGUUGUGCUUCUGAUACCUCAUUCAACCACAAUUUUUUUGGAGAGUCUGAAACCCUCAAGGGUAUCUUCUACAAAAGGGCCAAGCUUAUCCAGCCAACUGAGGACCUCUUCAAGAGCGCUCACCCAGAUGACCGCAAACACCAUGCCAUCAUAAAUGUUGGAGGCUUUAGGUACCUCUUACCUUGGACCACCCUGGAGGAAUUUCCUUUAACGCGCCUUGGACAGCUUAAGCUCUGCAGUAACUUUGAUGAGAUCUUAAGCAUCUGUGACGAUUACGAUGUAACAUGCAAUGAGUUUUUCUUCGACCGGAACCCUGGAGCCUUCAGAACUAUUCUGACCUUCCUGCAGGUAGGAAAGCUAAGGCUGUUGCGUGAGAUGUGCGCUCUCUCUUUCCAAGAGGAGCUUCUUUAUUGGGGUAUAGAGGAGGAUAACCUGGAAUGGUGCUGCAAAAGAAGAUACAUUCAAAAGAUGGAAGAGUUUGCUGAGCUGAACCUACGGGAAGAGGAGCUGAUUGAAAAUGAAAAUGCAUCUGAACCUGAAGAUGAAAGCAAAUUGGACAUUUGCAUGCGUCACUUAGGCGAUAUGGUGGAAAAGCCUCAGUCUGGGCUCCCUGGAAAAAUCUUUGCUUGCUUGUCUGUGUUAUUUGUGACCAUCACCGCAGUGAAUCUGUCCAUCAGCACCAUGCCAGACCUGAGAGAGGAGGAGGAAAAGGGAGUUUGCUCAAAAAUGUGCUACAACAUUUUCAUUGUGGAAUCUGUCUGUGUAGGUUGGUUUUCCUUGGAAUUCUUACUGCGAUUUAUCCAGGCUCCCAGCAAGUUUGCCUUUAUUAGGAGGCCCCUGAACCUUAUUGACAUUGUGGCCAUUUUGCCCUACUACAUAACUCUGGUCGUUGACAACACCUCAGAUGGACAAAAGAAGCCCGGUUCAGGAAACAGCUACCUGGACAAAGUUGGCCUCGUGCUACGCAUACUCCGUGCCUUGAGAAUCCUAUAUGUGAUGCGCCUCGCCAGGCAUUCCUUAGGGCUGCAAACACUGGGUCUAACAGCCAGACGCUGUACGCGGGAAUUUGGGUUACUGCUCCUCUUCCUCUGUGUGGCCAUUGCUCUGUUUGCUCCUCUGCUCUACUUGAUAGAGAACGAGAUGGCAGACUCCCAGGAAUUCACCAGUAUCCCCGCUUGCUACUGGUGGGCUGUCAUCACAAUGACAACAGUGGGUUAUGGAGACAUGGUGCCCAGGAGUAUUCCGGGACAGGUGGUUGCUUUAAGCAGUAUUCUGAGUGGCAUCCUACUCAUGGCGUUUCCAGUGACUUCAAUAUUUCACACUUUCUCGCGCUCGUACAUUGAGCUGAAGCAGGAACAGGAGCGGCUGAUGUGCAGGAAGGCACAGCUACUUAUGAAGACCAAGUCCCAGAUGAGCAGCAUCUCCCAAGGAAGUGAUAUGCUGUCUGAGAGUGCAUCUUCAGGGGCCAAAGCCAAUAACUGACUGGGACUGCCCAGGGGCUCACAGUUUUUACAGUAGAAAAAGUCUAGACUUACUAUGUUAUUGUUACUGGAUAGAAACUUAUUUUUUGCUCUAUAUUAAUACUGAGUACCACUACACACUUUCAACUCUCUACUGCAAACAAAUCAAAUAUCUUUUCAUAAAAAUGUUGUUGGUUUCUUUGGUUAUCUGUUAAAUUGUUCUUAUUGCAGGGGAAAAUCUAUGAUGCUUUUAUGGUAUCCCUCAAAAUUAGUAAUUAAUUAGAAACGUAGUUCCAGCUAAAUUGUGCUUAGUACAGGGGAAUCCCUAUGCUGCCAUAGUUUUAUGGUAUCUCUCUGUACAGGCUAUGAGCAAACUUAGGGGGCUGUUCCUGCUGAAUUGUGCUUAGUACAGGGAAAUACCUAUGCUGCCAUAGUUUUAUGGUAUCUCUCUGUACAGGCUAUGAGCAGACUUAGGGGGCUGUUCCUGCUGAAUUGUGCUUAGUACAGGGGAAUCCCUAUGCUGCCAUAGUUUUAUGGUAUCUCUCUGUACAGGCUAUGAGCAAACUUAGGGGGCUGUUCCUACUGAAUUGUGCUUAGUACAGGUGAAUACCUAUGUUGCCAUGGUUUAAUGGUAUCUCUCUGAACAGGCUAUGAGCAAACUUAGGGGGCUGUUCCUGCUGAAGUCGGCUUAGUACAGGGGAAUCCCUAUGCUGCCAUAGUUUUAUGGUAUCUCUCUGUACAGGCUAUGAGCAAACUUAGGGGGCUGUUCCUGCUGAUUUGUGUUUAGUACAGGGGAAUAACUAUGAUGCCAAACUAGAGCUGUUCCUGGUUAACUGUGUAUAGUAAACUAGAUAAAUCCUCUUGUAAGCAAUUCAUUUUUAUUAUCAAGCACAGGACUAUAGUGUUUUCAUUGGCAUGAUCUUAUCUCACCCCUAAGGUACACAAUCCUGCAUUCUGGACUUCUUUCCCAGCGGGAAGCAACUACUUGUAACCAAAUUGCCUAUGUAAAGUAACCCUUAGUAAAUUGUAUAUAGACUCAGAAAACAGAUCUUCCAAUUUUGUCACCAAUCACUGAGCUGGAAGACCAUCCAUCUGCUGCUUGAGUUGUUUGAAUGAUGAUAUGGCUGCACUAGAGUUGACAGGAAACCUGGUUAGACACCAUCUUUAUGUGUAAGGGGUCACUGACCAUCUAAGAUCAGUAGGUAACAUGGAAUUUUCUGCAUCAGCCAUAAUCAGUUGCAUUGUAGGCACGCAAAGAGCUGGACAGCCAAAAAAUCUGUGUGCCCAAACACAACCAUGAGUUUGCUUCAUACAAAAAGGCAUUUAUAUCCCUUAUAAUAUAGGCAAAAUGUAAAACCCAUAACAUUUUCUUAUAUAUAGUUAUAUACAUAUAUGUAUGUAUAUAUGUAUGUAUAUAUAUAUAUUUUUUUUCUUAUACAGUGUUGAGACAUUUCCAAAUCAAACACAGUGGUACAAUGCAAAACGUACAAGCGUGCCUAAAUGUGAGAUAAAAAA
Molecule: messenger RNA, 3161 nt
Organism: Xenopus tropicalis (tropical clawed frog)
Lineage: Eukaryota; Metazoa; Chordata; Amphibia; Anura; Pipidae
Gene: kcng1
Product: potassium channel, voltage gated modifier subfamily G, member 1
Biological process (GO): protein homooligomerization; transmembrane transport; potassium ion transport
Cellular component (GO): voltage-gated potassium channel complex; membrane; plasma membrane
Molecular function (GO): voltage-gated potassium channel activity; potassium channel regulator activity; monoatomic ion channel activity
Source: RefSeq, marked validated